Lactuca virosa is the source of this 1669-nucleotide messenger RNA. The record is from the annotation of a GenBank genome assembly. NCBI's taxonomy places the organism in Eukaryota, Viridiplantae, Streptophyta, Magnoliopsida, Asterales, Asteraceae.
CUCCUACAAAUUUCUUCCCUUUUUUUUCUCUCUACAAACUUACACAGCACAAAAAUGGUGCACUAUCAGAGAUAUAUUCAACUUAGAAAAGUAGUUAAUGUCACUUAUGUUGAUGAAGAAGAUGCAUGUGUUAACAUGAGUGCGUGUAACAAGAGAUCAAAGCCUAAACUUCUCUUCUUCCUCCUCUUCUGCACACUUCUUUCUUCGUGUUUGCUUCUUUCCCCUCACCUCCUUCCUUUCCCCACGUCACCACUCUCUCUCAUCUAUCCAGCUGGAGCUGAAGACGAAACACUUUCUGUUUCAAAAACUUCCCCUUGUUCUUCGGUCUCAAAUGGAACCAUAUGUUGUGAUAGGAGUAGCAUUCGAUCGGAUGUGUGUGUAAUGAAAGGUGAUAUUAGAACACAUUCUUCAUCCUUCUCCGUGUUCCUCUACACAUCCAAGAACUCCGGUGCCGGUGAACAGAGCUUGCGGCAAGAAAAAAUCAGACCCUACACUCGAAAAUGGGAGCCAUCCACCAUGGCCACCAUCGAUGAACUUACCCUUAUCGACAAGAAACCGAAUAGUUCAGUCUCCGAUGAUCGACACAAGUGCGAUGUAUAUCACGACGUUCCCGCGGUGUUCUUCUCCACCGGAGGAUACACCGGUAACGUUUAUCAUGAAUUCAACGAUGGAUUGAUUCCGCUUUACAUUACGUCUCAGAAAUACAACAAGAAAGUUGUGUUUGUGAUUCUAGAGUAUCAUGAUUGGUGGAUAACGAAAUACGAAAAUCUCCUCAAACAUCUUUCCGAUUUCGAACCAAUCGAUUUCAGCGGAGAUAAGAGAACUCACUGUUUCUCCGACGCCAUUGUUGGGUUGAAUAUUCACAAUGAACUCGCUGUCGAUUCAUCUUUAAUGGAUGGUGGCAAAACGAUCAAAGAUUUUCGUGACAUUUUGGACAAAGGGUAUCGUCCUCGAAUUCAGGGUUUAAUCUUUGAAGAAGAACACGAAAAAUCACAACUGAACAAACGAAUUAAACCCAUACGCCAACAACCGGAGAAACCAAAGCUCGUGAUCAUAUCAAGAAACGGAUCACGAGAGAUACUGAACGAAAACUUAUUAGUGAAAAUGGCAUCAAAGAUCGGAUUCUCAGUGACAGUGGUGAAACCACAGAGGACUUCCGAAUUAGCAAAGAUUUAUCGGGAACUUAACUCCAGCGAUGUCAUGAUCGGCGUUCAUGGAGCUGCGAUGACACAUUUCCUGUUCAUGAAGCCGGGAUCGGUGUUCAUUCAGGUGGUACCUCUGGGUACAAACUGGGCGGCGGAGACAUACUACGGCGAACCGGCGAAGAAGCUUGGGUUGAGAUACAUCGGGUAUGAAAUCCUUCCACGUGAAAGCUCGUUAUACGAUGAAUAUGAAAGUGAUGAUCCUGUUCUAAGUGAUCCAAAUAGUGUGAAUGAUCGAGGUUGGGAAUUCACAAAAAAGAUUUAUCUUGAUCGGCAGAAAGUGAGGUUGAAUCUUGUAAGAUUUAGAAAGCGUUUGAUUCGAUCGUAUAUUUAUACGAUGACGAAAAAGAACACCAACGACAUGGUUCGAUCACAGUGAAAUCGUUAACGAUUUGGGAAAUUUAGAUUAGAAACGGGAAUGGUUGUAUAAAUUUAGCAGAUUGAAUGUAUAUGAUACGUAGUAGAUA